Molecule: messenger RNA, 1937 nt
Organism: Labeo rohita (rohu)
Lineage: Eukaryota; Metazoa; Chordata; Actinopteri; Cypriniformes; Cyprinidae
Product: mucin-1
Exons: 8
Coding region: 314-1147 (277 amino acids)
Source: RefSeq, a predicted model, not a curated record
UUAAGCACUGCAGUGCGUGCAGGUUAAACAAACUGCCUUUGACGGCAGUCCAUGGAUCUCACUGAGGAACAAUGAAAAAGAGGAUAGAGUAAAACAAAGGAAUUAGCAUGAUUCAUUACCCGUUACUAACUUUAGGUCCUUAUAGUCAUGCCUCCACCCACGACUGAUUGACAGCUGACAUUCUGUCUCUGAAUAAAAGCUGUUGAAAUAAAAGAUUAUGGUUCAUUUUCUAACAGUACCCCACUGGAGACUCUAUUACAGAAGCUCUUCAGCCAGAGGAAUAUUAAUUUAGUAAAUUAAAUCCCGGUUCAGGAUGAGGCACAUUAGGUUACAUUAUACUGGAGCUGCAUUCUUCUUCCUGCUGUUUUCUGCAACAGGUGCUGAGCCCUACAAUCUUUUAAAAAUUCUCGAGGGACUCCAGGCAGCACCACAAACCUAUCCUUCACCCCUGUACUCAUUCUCCCUCUGCAUGGAGAUCAACAACCGCGUCUUCAGCGACUCUCUCCUCAACAAAACCUCACAGCAAUACAAGACCAUGUAUGCUGCAGUUGCUAGAGCUCUGGAUAUCGCUUUUAACUGCUCUGACUGUGACACAAGAGAAACCUACAGAGGAGUGACAAACAUACAGUUCAGUAAUGGGUCUGUGAUCGCAAAUUGUACCAUCCAGUUCCAAACCAUUUUUAUCAACCAUGUUGUGAUCAAACAUUUGUUCCUGAGGGCCAUAGAUAAUAACACUCAACUGAACGGUCUUGCAGUUAACAGACAGUACACUGCUGAAACAGUCACACCUAAAUGGCUUUUUCCAAAAUCCACAACUCCGAUGGCUACAGCAAUGCCUUUUGCAGAAAGUGGUUAUAGGGGGCUUCCUGGUUGGGCCAUUGCAUUGCUAGUGCUAGCAUGCAUCAUCAUACUGCUUCUCUUCAUCAUCUUAAUACUGAUAUGCUGCUGGUGCUGUAGGAGAAAAGAAAAAAAGGAAGAGACCCAAACUGUAGCACCUUACGAGAGAACGUCUUUCAAAGAGCGUCUUGCCAGUCCCACAUACAUGCCACACACACCUGACCCGAACCCAAUCUACCCAAGCUUUGGACAACCGGAAGCACAACAUGUCAACCGAUCCGGGAUCUACAUGCUGAAUCCUCAGAGAUGAAAACCACAACCCCACCAUAGGAGAGAAGCAUGCAGUAACUGAUGUUAUUAAGAGUCAGGAUGGUAAAGCGGUUUCUUCAGCACGUUUCUAAAAAUGGUCAUCAUUACCAUGUGUAAUAGAAGUAUUAUACUCAGCUGGAUGGAAAAUAAUUUAUUUCUGUUCUAUUUAUGAAGCACAUAUAUGGGAUUCGGGUCUGUGAACUUUUGCAUCUCUUACUCUAUUUCAGUGUAACAUAGGUAAGACCGGGGCUAGUUGUCACAGUUAAUACGCCACUAAAUAUUUACCAGGUUAGGUUUAUUCUUCAGAAAGCUAUUGAACAUUUGCACUGUUUCAAAAAAGAUUUGGUUUAAAGUGUGUUUUAUGAUAUUCAGUGGCGUGUCUGUGAAAUUUAAAACGGUAAAAUAAUUCUAAAACAGAAUAAUUUAUAUAAAAAAAAGAUCAAACAAUGAAUACAUAUCAAAUAUCAAAACUUUUUUUUUUUAAUAAAUUGUAUCAACUAAAUUACAUGUAAAAUGAGACAGCGCUUCCCUGUGUAACAUCUUGCCACAUGCAGUCUCUUUUACAGUGUAUCUUAGGCUACACAAGUUGAUCUCUUAAAUGAAAAGAUUUUAUUUUUGAUACUGUAUUUGGGGGAUUACAAGUUUAUCAAUUCAUAAAUGUCUUUUGAUUUGUAAUUUGCAUUCAUGUUAUUUGAAUGUCAUAUAUACUUAUUUACACUUUCUUUGGGAAGAACAGUUGUAUUCAAUGCACAAUACUUCAGCAAAACAAUAUAUUACCAGAUGCAUUAUAA